AUCCUCAGUGUCCGCAGCCUGACCCCUGACCUCAUGACUCUGGCGCCGCUGCAGCUUCCGGAGGAGCUGUGGCUGCGGGUCUUCAGCUUCCUGUCCUGGUCCGACAAGCUGAGCGUCCGUCUCACCUGUUCCCACUUCCGGCACCUGCUGGAUAAGUCCCGCCCCCUGUGGCGCGGAUUCGCCGUCCGGCUCCGCCACUUUUCCAUCUAUAACCGCCGUUUCUGGCGUUCUCUGGCUCAGAGGCACGUUGGCAGAGUGGCGGUCACCGCUGGACGACGCAAACACCUGAAGACGCUGGCCACCUGGCUGCCUCACCUGGACGCGCUGCGAUUGGACGACUGGAAGGAGGGCAGGGUUGACGAGCUGCGGCGCUUUGAACUGCUGACGCACCUGUGCCUUACUGCAGGCUCCACCCCCCUGGUGACCUUUGACUUCCUGUUGCCUGUGAGCAGUCAGCUGACCCAGCUAAGUUUGUGUAACGUGCGCCUCACCUGUGCGCCGGCACACCUGCUCACCGCCGUCACACGCCUCACCCACCUGAGGUCACUGCUGGUCCACCACGACGGGAGCCUCAACCUGCCACUGAGCGCGCUCAGAACCAUCCUGACGCACCUGACGCACCUGACACACCUGUCAUGGACCAUGAUCACCUACAGGACGCUGUCACAUGACUGCUUCAGUCCCGUCCACUUCACAGCAGGUGGUGCAGCUCUGCCUCUGUUGGACCUCCAGCUGUUGAACUACGAUGCAGCGGUGACGCCCGCCACCCUGGUGCCACUGUCUGGCCUGCGCUCGCUAUCCGUGUUCCACCUGUACUCCGUACCUGGACCCACCUGUCACCUGCGGACCUGGCUCAGCGCGCUGCCCCGCCUCCAAAGCCUGAGUGUCCAUGGAGGCCAUCCCCUGGCAGUGUACGUGGACCUCCUCCCUCCGUCCGUCCUCAGUCUGACACUCUGUGUGGAUCUGACCCCUGAGGAUCUGCAGGUGGUCUCUGGCAGACUUCCUCACCUUGAGCACCUGCACCUGGAACCCUGGGGCUCCUCCUCCAGCCUCAUCCGGCUCCUCCCACAGCUGUUUCCCCGCCUCCGCUCACUACACAUCAGACAUCAUCAUGUGACGGACACGGACUUCCUGUCCCUGCGGCAGCUGGAGGUUCUGGACACUCUGGAGGUUCUGGACUCAUACUACAGACCGGACCCUUCGAACCCGAGCUGGGUGGUCUACCAGCCCAGCCCCCACCUGCUUCAGCUGACCUCUGACCUCCAGAAGAUGACCAAUCACAGAGUGAGAGUCCUGAACACCACCCACAGAGACCUAUUCACCUGCCCGUGUGUCACCUGACCUCACACCUGCUGUGAUGUCAUGGAGGGGCGGGGCCAGGUAGAAGCCCACCCCUUCAGUGGAACAGUUCUAUGAAUAUUUAUGGAAAAAAUUUUGAGACAGUUUAGAUUUGUCCAACACAACAAAGAGUCAUUGAAGGUCACACGAUGGACGUCUGAUGGACAUGAACAGAACCAAGGUUCUGUUGGUCCGAACAGAACCACUGUAUCUGGAUAAAGGUUCUGUUGGUCCGAACAGAAUCACUGUAUCUGAAUAAAGGUUCUGUUGUUCUACGCUGCAUUUGUAUGAACACGUUCUCACCAAAAUAAGGU
Messenger RNA from Sphaeramia orbicularis (orbiculate cardinalfish), 1652 nucleotides. RefSeq lists its product as uncharacterized. Gene Ontology annotation, molecular function: protein binding. The coding region runs from base 34 to 1341 and encodes 435 amino acids. The transcript has 4 exons. NCBI's taxonomy places the organism in Eukaryota, Metazoa, Chordata, Actinopteri, Kurtiformes, Apogonidae. The record is from RefSeq and is a predicted model, not a curated record.